CUCGGGCCGGGCAGGCGUUGAAGACGAGCCCGGGCGGGGCCCCCUGCGCGUCGUGCCUGUCGCCUGCCGUGUCCGGAGCAGAGGCUAGCGCCCGCCCGCUCGGCGCCCCGAGCCGUAAGAACCCCACCCUGCCGGGCGUGGGCGACGGCCGGCCGGCGGCGAGCGGUGCAGCCGUCGCGGGGCCUCGCCGCGGCCUCCAGCGCCCCAGUCACGGGGAAUGCAGUGGCCCCCGACCCCUGGCGCCUCUGCGUGUCUGGGCUGGACCUCCUCGCUCGCCUGCUCCACGGCCGCGACGCUCGUGGGCCGAGCCGGCCGGGGCCCCCUCAUGGCGGCCAAGUGGUUCAAGGAGUUCCCCCUGAACCUGAAGACCGUGUCGGAGCGGGCCAAGCCCGGGGGCGGCGGCGGCAAACUGCGCAAGAACUCGGAGGCGGGCGGCGCUGGGCCGGGUCCUGGCAAGGGCCGCAAGAACUCGGCGGCCGAGCUGGGGAGCGGCAGGGCCGGCGUCGGCCCCAAGGACAGCCGGCUGUCCCGCGACAGCCUGCAAGGUCUGAUUCAGGCCGCCGCGGGCAAGGGCCGCAAAAACUCCCGGGCCAUGGAGGAGGAGCCCCACCGGGGUGCGACCAAGAGCUCGGGCUGCAGCACCUACAUCAACAGGCUUAUCAAGGUGGACACUCAGGAGAAGAACGGGAAGAGCAACUACCCCAGCAGCAGUAGCUCCAGCUCCAGCUCCUCUUCCUCCGCGUCCUCUUCCCCUUCCUCCCUGGGGCCCGAGCUGGACAAGGGCAAGAUUAUUAAGCAGCAAGACACGGUCAUCAUUUUAGAAGACUAUGCUGACCCUUAUGAUGCCAAACGGACAAAGGGUCAAAGGGAUGCAGAGAGAGUCGGAGAGAACGACGGUUACAUGGAACCAUAUGAUGCACAGCAAAUGAUAACAGAAAUUAGACGACGGGGUUCCAAAGAUCCCCUGGUGAAGGCUCUCCAGCUGCUUGACAGUCCCUGUGAACCCGCAGACGGUGGCCUGAAGUCAGAGACCUUGGCCAAAAGACGGAGUUCCAAGGACCUCUUGGGGAAGCCGCCACAGCUGUACGACACUCCCUACGAGCCUGCAGAAGGGGGGCCCAGGGCAGAGGGGAAGGCGCGGUCCCCAGACAGCCGGCUGCCCGAGAAUGACGAGCGGCCCGCGGCAGAGUACGAGCAGCCAUGGGAGUGGAAGAAGGAGCAGAUCGUGCGGGCUCUGUCAGUCCAGUUUGAAGGAGCUGAGCGACCUUCCGUCAGGGAGGAGACAGUGAGGCAGCACCACCGGCAAAAGAGCUGGACCCAGAAGAUCCUGAAGCCAGCCCUCUCGGACCACAGUGAGGGAGAGAAAGUGGACCCGGGCCUGCCCCUGGAGAAGCAGCCCUGGUAUCAUGGUGCCAUCAGCCGUGCUGAGGCUGAGAGUCGACUACAGCCCUGCAAAGAAGCUGGUUACCUGGUUCGAAAUAGUGAGUCAGGGAACAGCAGGUACUCCAUUGCCCUAAAGACUAGUCAAGGAUGUGUCCACAUCAUAGUGGCUCAGACCAAAGACAACAAAUACACACUGAAUCAGACAAGCGCUGUGUUUGACAGCAUCCCUGAAGUGGUACACUAUUAUUCCAAUGAAAAGUUGCCUUUCAAAGGGGCAGAACACAUGACUUUACUCUACCCAGUGCACAGCAAGCUUCACUAAGAUUCAGCCACUGCAAGCCCUGGGCCUCUGGCACCUGCAAGGGCAUCAUCAGCACACAACCAGCAUCUCAGAGGACAAGGCUGGACUAGCAACUGCUAGAAAAUGGGAGUCUUCCUUGAAAAGUCAGAGAGUUGUUUUGUUUUGUUUCGUUUUGUUUCGUUUUGUUUGAGACGAAGUCUCGCUGUGUUGCCCAGGCUGGAGUGCAGUGGCGCGAUCUUGGCUCACUGCAACAUCUGACUCCUGGGUUCAAGCAAUUCUCCUCCUUCAGCCUCUCAAGUAGCUGGGACUAUAGGCGUGCGCCACCACUCCCGGCUAAUUUUUUUCUUUUGUAUUUUUAGUAGAGACGGGGUUUUGCCAUGUUGGUCAGGCUGGUCUCGAACUCCUGACCUCAGAUGAUCCACCCACCUCAGUCUCCCAGAGUGCCUGGAUUACAGGCAUGAGCCACUGCACCCAGCCGUGUCUUUGGUCUUAAAGUGAUUCCAUGACACUUUGUGACCCUGUCCCUUGUUUCCUUGCUAAGUAGUUCUACAAUAAGAAAUCAUGAUUUAGCUGUUGCCUCCAGCUCUGGGGUAGGGUGUUCUUUUUAUGGUGUGACCCUCAGGAAAGUUAAGUCAGGAGUUCAGGAGCAUCAGAGUUCUCCAGAAAUGUGCCUACUUGUUACCUGGAAUACCUGGUCUCUAAACAAACCAACAAAAAACCCACAUGGCUUUUCCACAUGAUGGUGCAGACUGGAAGAGGAUGUUAUAUUGGACUCGUUAUUGGGGAAAUGAAUGAGCGGGAGACAAUGUGAAUGACGGGCAAGAAGGUUGUCUUUCUCCCUCAGAAGUCCUAAUUCAGCUCUGGAGUUCAUGGAAAUCCACAACUUCAGAGUGUGACCUAAGGAUUAUUUUGUUGGUCAGCCUUUCCAAGAAAAGUGUGUGUUCUCUCUAUCUCUGUGGAUUUUCUCAUUUUUUAGCAAAUCAGUGAGAUAAGCAUAAAUAGGAAGGAAGAUACCCCAGGUUUAUUUUAUUUUUAUUUUUUUUUUGAGACGGAGUCUCGCUUUUUCACCCAGGCUGGAGUGCAGUGGCGCAAUCUCAGCUCACUGCAAGCUCCGCCUCCCGGGUUCAGGCAUUCUCCUGCCUCAGCCUCUCCGAGUAGCUGGGACUACAGGCGCCCGCCACCACGCCCGGUUAAUUUUUUGUAUUUUUAGUAGAGACGGGGUUUCACCGUGGUCUCGAUCUCCUGACCUCGUGAUCCGCCUGCCUCGGCCUCCCAAAGUGCUGGGAUUACAAGCAUGAGCCACCGCGCCCGGCCGAUACCCCAGGUUUAAGAAUCACCAAUAUCAUUAGGCAUUGGCAUCAUUGUUAGAAUUCUGAAUUAUAGAAUAAAAGGUACAACAAAGAUUUCAUUUCUGAAUUUUAAAAUUCUGGAAAUUUGCAAAACUCCACAACUAUUUUUUUGCUGAAUUAAUUACAUAGAACUUCAGUGUCUUUUGUUUCAUCAUCGUUGGGCAUUUUAGUUGCUGUGGAAUAAUUUUUAAAUUUUGUCUCUAAAAUUAGAUUUGCUUUGUGUUUGUAGUAAAUUUUAAAAAAAUGCAACCCUGAGAUCUGAUUGUAUGAACUGGGUCUCUAAAGCCCACAAAGAUUCUCUCGUUCUGUACCAAGCGGACUGCCUUGUACUAUACAAAAGUGUUUGAAAAGACCUAGAGGUUUUCUCUUAAAUACCAUUACUUAAGAUUCAUAGUAUUAGGAUCUUUAUGAUUUAUCAUGAGCUUCUAUCACCAGUUUAUUUACUGUGAAAAAAACCAUGGGAAUGGCAUACUGUGAGAAGAGUACUAUGGUGAGUGGCUCCAGAAUUAAAAUUCAGCAGAUGUGUCUGUAUUCUGGAGUUGGUCAUUUGGGUCUCAAAACUGCCCCAGAUGCAAAUGUACUGACUGUCAUCAAUGAAAAGUUAACCUUUGUAGCUUAUAAAUACACACAAAAUGUUGAUUUGGUUAAUUUUUUAGGAAAGUAUACCUUUCUAGUUACUAGUUAUAUUUGACUAUAAGAUUUAGAGGUUAGUAAAUUUUUGCUUCUUUAUUCAGAUAAGAUCUCAGCUAAAAGGUUGUGUGAUCUUUGAGUUUAAAAAUUUAAGAGGAACUUUUCCUCACUGGAACACAAUGAUUUUAUUAAUAAAUAAUGUAGGCUGGGUGCGGUGACUCAUGCACGUAAUCCCAACAGUUUGGGAGGCUGAGGCAGGCAGAUCACCUGAGGUCAGGAGUUCUGACGCCAGUCUGGCCAACAUGGCGAAACCCCAACUCUACAGAAAAUACAAAAAUUAGGCCAGGCGCGGUGGCUCACGCCUGUAAUCCCAGCACUUUGGGUGGCCCAGGUGGGCAGAUCACAUGAGGUCAGGAGUUUGAGACCAGCCUGGCCAACAUGGUGAAACCCCGUCUCUACUAAAAAUACAAAAAUUAGCUGGGCACGGUGGCGGGCACCUGUAGUUCCAGCUACUUGGGAGGCUGAGGCACGAGAAUCACUUGAGCCCAGGAGGUGGAGGUUGCAGUGAGCCAAGAUCACGCCACUGCACUCUAGCCUGGGUGACAAGACUGAAACUCCAUCUCAAAAAAAAAAAAAAAAAAGCCUGGCCUGGUGGUGGAUGCCUGUGGUUCCAGCUAUUCGAGAGGCUGAGGUAGGUGGAUCACCUGAGCUCAGAAGGUCAAGGCUGCAGCGAGCCGUGAUCGCAGCACUGCACUCCAGCCUGAGUGACAGAGUGAGACCCUGUCUCAACAAGCAAACAAAAAACCAAAAGGAAUUUUUUCAGAUACUGAUAGAAUGUUUUCAGUGUGUAUUGGUUCAUUUACUAUAUCUUUAGUGUAAGAUUUUAUUUUUUUAUUUUUAUUUUUUUUUUAAUUUUUUUAUUUUUUGAGACGGAGUCUCGCUCUGUCGCCCAGGCUGGAGUGCAGUGGCGCAAUCUCGGCUCACUACAAGUUCCGCCUCCCGGGUUCACGCCAUUCUCCUGCCUCAGCCUCUCCGAGUAGCUGGGACUACAGGCGCCCGCCACCACGCCCGGCUAAUUUAGUGUAAGAUUUUAAAAGGUUUUUUCAGCAUCCAUUCAACAAAUAUUUAUUAUCUUUAUACAAAUUAUUCAUUGUGUUAAACUUAUUUUUAGUUUAACAUUCUAGAAAUGAAACCUUUUUACUUAACCUUAUUCUACAAAGGGAAUACAGCAGUUAUUUUAAUUUUAAUAAAUGCUAAAAGCUU
This is a messenger RNA of Symphalangus syndactylus (siamang), 4926 nucleotides long. It is a transcript of the gene SHE, whose product is annotated as Src homology 2 domain containing E. NCBI's taxonomy places the organism in Eukaryota, Metazoa, Chordata, Mammalia, Primates, Hylobatidae. The record is from RefSeq and is a predicted model, not a curated record. Gene Ontology annotation, molecular function: phosphotyrosine residue binding.